AUGGUGAAAACCCGCAUGGGUCUACUGGACCUGCGCGUCCAGUCGUCCACGCUGGACGCCACGCUGCGCGGCGCCCGCGUCGCCAACGUGUACGACGCGCACAACGGCCGCACCUACAUCCUCAAGCUCGCCGUCCCGCCGCCGCGCACGCACCCGCCUUCGGCCCAGCCCGCGUGGCAGAAGCGCCUGCUGCUGGUCGAAUCCGGCGUGCGCCUGCACGUCACCCACUUCGACCGCGACAAGGACCUGCCCACGGGCUUCUGCCUCAAGCUGCGCAAGCACGUGCGCACGCGCCGCCUGGACGCCGUGCGCCAGCUCGCCGGCGAUCGCAUCGUCGACAUCGUCUUCUCGGCCGCCGGCGAGGUCGCGGCCCACAUCAUCGUCGAGUGCUUCUCCGGCGGCAACGUCAUCCUCACCGACGGCGGCCUCUCCAUCCUCACCGUCCUGCGCACCUUCCGCCCCACCACCCCGGGCGCCGCCCCCGUCGCACCCAAGGAGCGCUACCCCAUCGAAAACGCCCGCGAGGUCCUCGCCCCCGACUUCGAUGCCUUUGUUCGCUCCGUGCGCGAUGCCGCCCAGCUCGUCCCCGACGAGGCCGCCCUGCUCGCGGCCCCGACGCGUGCGGCACGGAAAAAGCUCGCCGCCCGCGCAGACCCGAAGAAGGCCCUCGCUUCAGUCCUCUGUCUGGAACCAGCGCUUGUGGAGCAUGCCCUGUUGCGCGCCGGAGCGGGCGCUUCGUUGCCGCACCUUGCAGCGGAUCAACGAGUCCUGCGAGACAUGUUUGACGCCUUGAGAGAGGUCGAGGACAGCCUCACCAACCAGAUUGAGUCGGGAAAUCCUGUCAAGGGCUUCAUCGUCUCGACGAACGCGCCGCAGCCUGGCCCGGGUAGUCCAGAUGCCACGACCCAGAGAUACCAAGAGUUCUCGCCCUACUUGUUCGAACAGUAUAAAGAGCGCCCGUGGAGGGAGUUUGCCACCUUCGAUGAGGCGGCUGACGAGUUCUUUUCGCGCCUUGAGUCAGAGAGGAUGGCUGCGGCGCAGACGAAGAGGGAGGCUGCUGCAUACAAGCGCGUAGACAAGUUGGCCAACGAAUUGAAGGGCCAAGUAUCGAUACUAGAAAGUGCUCGCGAUUUGUCGUGGGAACGCGCGCAGGCCAUCGAAGGCAAUAUUGCCGACGUUGAAAAUGCGAUCACGGUUAUUCGGAGCGCUGUCGCUGCAGCAGUGCCGUGGGAUGGGCUUGCGAGAAUGGUCAGUGAAGAGAAGAGGAAUGGAAACCCGGUUGCGGAGAUCAUCCAUUCGUUGCAACUUGACAGGAAUGAGAUCACUUUGAUGUUGGAAGACACAUUUGGUGUAGACGAUGCCCAGGAAGACGAGGAAGACGACAAUUCUGAUGAUGAAGAUGAUGGCGAUGAAGAAAACGAAUACGAUGACGACGACGGUGAUGAUGGCUGUGGCCAGAACGACCGCUAUCUUAGAUCUAGGCGGUCUAGAUUCGAACCAUCAUCACAAACGCGAAAAGCCCUUCUUGUGUCCGUGGAUAUUAGCUUGGGAGCACAUGCUAAUGCGAGACGUCACUAUGAGAUGCGCAAGAAUGCAGCUGCAAAGAUGGAAAAAGCAGUAGAAGCUACAGAUCGCACAUUGAAGGCCGCAUCGAAGCGGGCAGCAUCUGAAGCUUCCAAGAUUGAAGCUGAAGCCGCAGCAGCCUCUAUCAGAGCGAGAAGAAAGCCCUUGUGGUUUGAGAAGUUCUACUGGUUCAUUAGCUCUGAGAAUUAUCUGAUUGUUGCCGGGAAGGAUGCACAGCAAAACGAACUGCUUGUAAAUAGGUAUCUCGGUCCAGCAGACGCAUAUGUGUAUGCGGAUCUGAACGGGGCGUCUUCCGUCAUCGCCAAGAAUCAGAAGCGACCGGGCGCAUCAGGCUACGGAGAGAUUCCGCGCAUGACGUUAGAACAAGCAGGCACAUUUGCUAUGUGCAGAUCAUCAGCGUGGGAGGCCAAGGUCGUUACUUCUGCAUGGUGGGUCAGGGCGAGUCAGGUUUCUAAAACUACCGCUUCGGGGGCUUUUCUACCAACUGGAAGCUUCAUGAUUCGAGGAAAGAAGAACUACUUGGAUCCGACCCAACUCGUUAUGGGAGUAGCCUUUAUAUUCAAGGUAGAGGAAUCAUGUAUUUCGGCUCACAAAGGUGAAAGAGGUGUUCGACGGCUUGACAGUAUUGAGGAAGCUGCCAGAAACUCGACAACGCAACACGUAUCGACUACCAGCGAGACGGGUGAAGAGCCUGUGCCGAACCCUCACGAUAUUACUAAGAGCCAGGCAGGGGUACAGCCAUCGUUGUCAGAGCCAAAGGAGACCGCCAGUUCAAGUGAUGACAACCCGCCCGUUGUGGAAGGGAGCGAGAUGGCACCGUCUCCCAAUGUUCGUCUAUCUGAGCAAGCUCAAACUAGCCUUGCUGCAGAAGGUUCGAGCAGGGGUACAGAUAGUCUCCAAGAUAACAUUGAACAGGAGCCGCUGAAGAAAAACCCGCGCGCGAAAAAGAAGCAUAUGUCUGCGAAGGCACGGAGAGCAAUGAAGAACAAAAAAGGAGGGGCACAGAAUACAACAGAGUCUUCUUAUCCACCUGAAGACCAAGAAAGUGGCAUCGUUGGGGCUGAUGAUUUGCAAGCGAAAGAAAAGAAGGGGAAGAGCCAGGCGCCACUUCCCAGGGGGAAGAAGCACAAACUGAAGAAAAUGAAGAAAUACAGCGAUCAGGAUGAAGAGGAACGAAAGAUUGCGCUUGCAAUCUUGGGCUCAAAACCGAUCAAGGAAGAAACAGCAGCGACAGACGAGGACGAAGGAGAAGAUGCAGAGACACUGCAGGAGGCGGAAAAUGCAUCCACAAGUGUCGACGAGGAUAGCGGCAAAAGACGGGAAAGGAGAAGUGAGAGGCGUGAAGUUAUGCGGCUCACAGAGGAAGAGGGAAUCGUAGAAUUGGAAAAUUUGGAGCAGGAGUCAAUGCGUAUCCUUGACAUGUUGACAUCUGUACCUCUACCAACUGACACCGUGCAAUAUGCUCUUCCCAUGUGUGCACCCUACGGAGCCUUAACAAACUACCGAUAUCGAGUGAAACUAAUGCCAGGAAGCACGAAGCGUGGCAAAGCAUAUCGAUCAGCUAUUGCCCUUUUUUUGAAACAGGCCGAGAAAGACCUUUCACAAUUCAAGCAGGAGCGAGAUUCUAUUCGACUAUCCCCUGAGAGUGCCGGUAUUCAUAGCAUGCUCGGAGGGGUAAAGAUAAUGGCACCGGGACUUGCGGAGGCGCAAAAAUCGAUGCAGAAACCGAAAAAACAAUCCUCAAAGAAAUGUUACAAGCGGAAAUAG
Molecule: messenger RNA, 3351 nt
Organism: Chondrus crispus (carragheen)
Lineage: Eukaryota; Rhodophyta; Florideophyceae; Gigartinales; Gigartinaceae
Exons: 1
Coding region: 1-3351 (1116 amino acids)
Biological process (GO): ribosome-associated ubiquitin-dependent protein catabolic process; rescue of stalled cytosolic ribosome
Cellular component (GO): RQC complex
Molecular function (GO): ribosomal large subunit binding; tRNA binding
Source: RefSeq, a predicted model, not a curated record